Messenger RNA from Aspergillus bombycis, 1170 nucleotides. Its product is annotated as RNA binding protein Jsn1. NCBI's taxonomy places the organism in Eukaryota, Fungi, Ascomycota, Eurotiomycetes, Eurotiales, Aspergillaceae. The coding region runs from base 1 to 1170 and encodes 389 amino acids. The record is from RefSeq and is a predicted model, not a curated record. Gene Ontology annotation, molecular function: RNA binding. The transcript has a single exon.
AUGAGAGCUUGCCUUGAAAGUCACCACGCCACCAAGGAUCAGCAGCGCAUGCUUGCGGCCGCAAUCUCCCUUCACAGCGUGCAGCUCGCGACAAAUGCAAACGGUGCGCUGUUGCUCACAUGGUUCCUCGACACUUGCACUUUCCCUCGCCGGCGAACUGUGCUUGCUCCAAGACUUGUGCCGCAUUUGGUGCAUCUCUGCACCCAUAAAGUUGCCUAUCUAACGGUUCUUAAAGUUAUUAACCAACGCAACGAGCCCGAUGCCCGUGAAAUAGUGUUGAAGGCGCUUUUCUUCAGCCCUGGUGAUGAGGUCUUGGAGAAGAUUCUGAGCGAUCAAACAUCGGGGGCGACCUUGAUCUUUAAGGUUCUGACAACGCCAUUUUUCGAUGAAUCCAUGCGUGCAGAGGUUGUGAAGAACGUGUCGAAGGUUCUCACCAAGCUGAAAGCUACACCAAGCCAGGGAUAUAAGCGACUGAUGGAUGAGGUUGGCCUUUCAUCCCGUGGCGGUGGCCGGGAUAAUCAUGGAAGGGAUAACUCAGAGAAACAACAGCAGCGUCCCGCCUCUCGGCCUGCACCUUCGAAUUAUCCUUCUCAGUCAUCCGUGGACAGGCAGUACAAUGGACAGUUCGUUCCCGCUAUGCUUUCACAAAACUUGGAUAAUGCCCGGGCCGAUCAGCAGUCGAACGUUGCAUCUUUUGAUCCCUAUGCUAUCAAUGGGGUGAAUGGUCUGGGCUCUGCAGGUGCUAUCAAUUCUUUGAAUGGUGCCUCAGGAAUAAAUAGUUCUAGCUUCGGUCAAGAUCCUUUGUUGCCACUCCAACAGGCGCAGUACCAGGCUUAUUUGGCUGCGCAAUCUCGCGGUGUCUCACCUGCUGGAAUUUAUCCGAAUCUGGGUAACGCUAAUUUUGGAUAUCCGGGCGGAUCUCCUUCGGUGGACAACCUUCGGGGCAUGCAGGCUCAGGCUACCCCCUUGUCUGGAACUACGCAGAUGAGCCCUCCAGGCUCUAUGCUUAACCAGUCUGGCUUUGGUCCCCAGCAAUUUAGCCCUGUUAUGAACACGGCUCAGAUGUAUCAGUAUCCUCCUCAAUUUAAUUUCCAGCAGCCUGCCCAAGGACAGUCCGCUGGGGGACGACGUGGACGUGUAAGUGGUUCCAGGUCUCUAAGUGAGCAGUGA